Exophiala dermatitidis NIH/UT8656 is the source of this 1832-nucleotide messenger RNA. RefSeq lists its product as uncharacterized. Bases 462 to 1490 code for a protein of 342 amino acids. The record is from RefSeq and is a predicted model, not a curated record. Lineage: Eukaryota; Fungi; Ascomycota; Eurotiomycetes; Chaetothyriales; Herpotrichiellaceae. The transcript has a single exon.
CAGGGACCCUUCAUAUUACGCUUUAGUCCUUUUGCAAGGCCUACCCUAGCCCUCUGGCGACGCCUUGGCCGGCAAUGGGUUGAAUGACACAGCCGUGGGGCGUCGGCUAGCCUUGUCCACGAGCACUUUUGUGGGCAGUACCUCGCUCGCUUUGAGACGGCUACUAGAAGGUUCAGUUUCCAGAGGGAAAACAGGCAGGGUCCAUGCUGCUGGCACCCGGUCGCCGUAGCUUCAAGCUUGGGGGACAUGGAGGCCGGCGGUGGACCUGGAGAGUUAAAAUGAUAACAGUAAAGGCAAACAUGGCAUGGGGCCGUGCCGAAUCAGCUCAAUCUACAUAAAUCCGCCCAGAUUCUCUCAACUGCAUAUCAUUAUUGCCAUUGCCUGGACGUUCCUCGAAAUGAGAAGACGCCAGCCACUGAGCAUAAGAAUUUAUUUCCUCCAUCAAAGGCAAACCCCCAAGCAUGACAGCCGUACCGGUCAUCGUGGAGCCUACUGCACCCAACACAUUACCAACGGCACGGCCGCAGUCGAGACCAGGUCUGCAGACGAGAUACUCGCACCUCUUGUACCUCUCUGAAGCAGAACGACAUGCCUACCAAGCCAGCAUGGAGCGCAGUUCUCCAAUCCAUUCUCUGCGGUCCGUCCGAUCCGAAGGUUCUUCGCUUUCUGCCUCCUCCAAGUCAUCCGCAACGACCACUGCCACGUCCAUUCUGUGCAUGGGCUUCCAGACCGUGUCUCGCUUCGUUGAUGACCACUACCCGCUCAUAACCACAAUCCACCCAGAGACAGUACCGGCGUCAGUGCCGAAAAACCACAGUGCUCUUUGGUGCGCUCGGCAAAUGGCGCAGAUGCACAAUACCAUCAUUCGAGCCUUGAACGCUUCUUGGAACCAUGCCGUGUAUGUCCAGCCUAAUACACAAGAAGCCAGCGAUUUUCUCCUCUUCAACCGACAGCUCUGCAAAACUCUUGACCAACAUCAUCGAGUCGAGGACCAUUAUCUAUUCCCGCAGAUCCACAAACUGCAAGGCCGACCUGGAGCCGUGGAGGAAAACUCAAAAGGCCAUGAAUCCUUUACCGAGGGUCUGGCCAUUUUCCAGAAUUACCUCGCCAUAACCAAGCCGUCCGAAUAUCGUGGCCCUACCUUUCGCCACAUUCUCGAGUCGUUCGCUCCGGAUCUCAUCCAGCACUUGCAUGACGAGAUCGCUACCAUAGUCAGUCUGUAUGUGCUCGAUUCUCGUGCCCUUAUGAAGAUCUGGAAACGUGCCGAGCGUCUAGCUACCAAGGACCUAGACCUAUAUGAUGAUGCGCCCUGGUUCCUGGGCUGCCAGGACAGGACUUUUACCAUCGAUGGCGUCAAGGGGGACUUUCCGGGAGGUCCCUGGAUCAUCGAGGCCCUUGUUCGAAAAUGGCAUUUCAGAAAACAUGCCGGCGCUUGGAAGUUCUGUCCUAGCGACCUCUCCGGGCGAAGGCGACAACUGGCCGUCGCUUGAAGACGUGUUGCAAUGAUGUCAUGAGAUUUAUGAGCCUCUGAUGUUGGUAUUGAUUAUAGCGUUUUAGCAAUAUCUUUCUUUUGUGAGCGAGGCAAGCGGUCGCAUUGGGGUUAUUCGGUUCUCGUCCGGUAUGUAUUAUCAAUUCCGAGUCUAGAUUUAUCAUCUCAAGGUGCGAUUUCCUUCUUCUUGAGCAGUUCGGGAAAAAGCCCGAGCAACUCCCUGAGAUGGCUGAUUUGAUAUUUGCACGCUUUCACUGGAGGAUCGGGGACUCCCGGUUCGACCAGGUGCACCGUGUUAGCCCAUCCUCGAGCAUACGCCGCUUGACAGUUCGAGUAAGCAUCG